AAGUUUAGGGCUCUUCGUGGAGUGUUAGGGUUAGGGCAGGAUCGCGGAAGAGGAAGAAAUGGCGUACCCGCUCCAUCCGCAGCAGCAGCAGCAGCAUCAGCUCCAGCACCACCAGCACCAGCAAGAGGUGAAGCUGUGGUCCGACAAGCGCGAGCGCGAGAUGUUCGAGAACUUCGCGGAUCUCUUCGCCAUCAUCAAGACGACGGAGAAGCUGGAGAAGGCGUACGUGCGCGACGCGAUGAGCGCGCGGGACUACGAGCCGUGGUGCACCAAGCUCAUCGCGCAGUUCCGGACGCUCAAGAACGCGCUGCGCGACGUGGUGCCCGACGUGGACCGCUUCAUGGCCGCCUACAAGAUGGACUGCCCCGCCGCGCACAACCGGCUGCUCGUCUCGGGCAUCCCCGCCACGGUGGAGCACAAGAGCGCCACCUCCUCGUCCUUCGACGCCGGCGCCACCGCGGUGGCGGUGGCCGAGUGCGUCCAGCACUACAUCACCGCCAUGGACUCGCUCAAGCUCAACAUGGUGGCGGUGGAUCAGAUCCACCCGCUGCUGCUGGACCUCCUCUCGGCGCUCAACCGGGUGCCGCAGCUCACCGCCGACUUCGAGGGCAAGGUGAAGACGCGGGACUGGAUCGCCAAGCUCAACAAGAUGGGCGCCUCGGACGAGCUCACGGAGCAGCAGGCGCGCCAGCUCCUCUUCGAUCUCGACUCCUCGUACAACGCGUUCAUCAACUCGCUGCCCAAGCAUACGUGAUCCAUCCAUGAACGUAAGUAAGCUUCUCCAAAGGUACAUAGAUUUCACGCUAGAAGCCAGUAGUCCAGCACUGUAUCACAAUGGUUGGAACACGCGUGGUAAGCUUUCAAGC
Selaginella moellendorffii is the source of this 866-nucleotide messenger RNA. RefSeq names its product vacuolar protein sorting-associated protein 28 homolog 1. The coding region runs from base 59 to 754 and encodes 231 amino acids. Gene Ontology annotation, molecular function: protein-containing complex binding. The record is from RefSeq and is a predicted model, not a curated record. NCBI's taxonomy places the organism in Eukaryota, Viridiplantae, Streptophyta, Lycopodiopsida, Selaginellales, Selaginellaceae. The transcript has a single exon. Gene Ontology annotation, cellular component: ESCRT I complex. Gene Ontology annotation, biological process: protein transport to vacuole involved in ubiquitin-dependent protein catabolic process via the multivesicular body sorting pathway.